AUGGCCGUCAUAUACUAUCGAUUUAAAUCGCAGAAGCCGGAACAGAUCUCUACCAUCAGAUUCGAUGGAACAGGUCUCACAGUAUUUGAGCUGAAGAGGGAGAUUAUUUAUGCAAACAAGCUGCUUACUGCCACGGAUGUGAACAUAUAUUUGUACAGUUCGGAGGACCCCGAGAAGGAGUUUGCUGAUGAUAACGAGGUUAUACAAAGAUCGUCAACUGUUUUAGUAAGGCGAACCUCAGCAGGAAAGAAGGGGAAAGGAAACGUUUUACGAUACAUAGCAGGCCGGCAGAGAUUGGCGAAAUUCGCCGGGGCACCGUCAUUUGGUGCAAAACCUCUAAUGAGUGCACUGCCUCUUGCAACUAGCACAAAUCCAAUAGUUGCUGGAAAAGACGGAAAACAGACAGAGGAGGAUCUCGUUCAGCAAAUGUUCAACAGACAGGACGACCAAUGGAAUCAGCAGCAAGCAGUAAUGGCAACUGCACAGAGAAUAGACUUCAACAAGCCGAAUGCGAAGUUGGAUGAGACGAUUCCGGACUAUUACAUAUGCUACAAGUGUGGAGCACGAGGACAACAUCACAUCAGGAACUGUCCGAAGAACAAUGAUCCAAACUGGGAAGGUGUGCGGGUGAAAAAGACAACGGGUAUUCCUAAAUCACAUUUGAAGGCUAUCGAUAAGCCGGAAGGAAUGGUGGAUGAUCCAAGCCAGAAUUACAUGGUUGAUGAGCAGGGAAAGUAUGUUGUUGCCGUGGCGGACAAGCGGGCCUGGGAAAGGUUCCAGAAGAUACAAACUAAGCAUAGUGACGAAAUCAUGGCCGGAGAGAUCGAGGUCGAUGAUCCCGAUCUGCGAGAUCCGGUCACAAAACGGCUUUUUAGAGAUCCCGUCAAGACUAAAUGCUGCCACAAGACUUACUCGCGGCACGUGAUAGAGGAUCUGCUCAUUGAGUCCGAUUUCAAGUGUCCAAACUGCGGCCAGGAUGAGAUCUACUUGGACUCAUUGGAGAAGGAUGAGGAGAUGGAGGCCAAGGUGAAGAAGUUUCUGGAAGAGAGGAAGAGGAAGCUUGAAAGUGAUGCGAAUGAGGCAAAUAAGCGCCAGAAGCCAAAUACUCCGGGUUUACCGGCAGUUCCGGCACCAAACCCAAUGAUGGGGAUGAAUAUGCCGUUUAUGCCCUUCCCCAUGCCGGGUCAGAUGCCUAUGCAAAUGCCGAUUGGAGGAAUGAUGCCUGCAAAUGUGAAUUCGGGUGCCGGAUCCAGCACCGAUGGGAAUGUGAGCGCAAAAAAGCACUGA
Molecule: messenger RNA, 1287 nt
Organism: Brettanomyces bruxellensis
Lineage: Eukaryota; Fungi; Ascomycota; Pichiomycetes; Pichiales; Pichiaceae
Exons: 1
Coding region: 1-1287 (428 amino acids)
Biological process (GO): mRNA processing; protein ubiquitination; ubiquitin-dependent protein catabolic process
Cellular component (GO): nucleus
Molecular function (GO): ubiquitin protein ligase activity; zinc ion binding
Source: RefSeq, a predicted model, not a curated record